Bombyx mandarina (wild silkworm) is the source of this 1908-nucleotide messenger RNA. Its product is annotated as cytochrome b5-related protein. Gene Ontology annotation, molecular function: heme binding. The record is from RefSeq and is a predicted model, not a curated record. Gene Ontology annotation, biological process: lipid metabolic process. Lineage: Eukaryota; Metazoa; Arthropoda; Insecta; Lepidoptera; Bombycidae.
AUAAUGAUUAUUAAACAGCGCAGUCGACUCCAGUGAACCGUAGGACUCGAACGUAUUGUUACAAACCCGUGUAAUUUGCUGUUGGCAUUUAAAACAGAUGACGUCAAUUAAAAUUUUAUUCAAAUAAAAUUGGUAUAAGAGAAAUCUACUAAACGUUAGAUGGCAGCUCCUCUGUCGGUUUCCCAUAAAGGAUCCUUACAAAACUUGCAGAGUCCUCUCGCUUUGAUUAUGGCACUAAAUACGGACAGGCGUCAGAUAAGUUUUCCUCAAUUGAAAUAUCCACCGUUUCGUGACGACGAACUGAAAUCUACUAUCAGAUGGAUAAAAGGAAAACAAAUUCUGGAUGGAGCCGAGGGCUUGUGGAGAAUCCAUGACGGAUUGUACGAUCUCACGGAAUUUAUACCCAGCCAUCCCGGAGGAGCUCAAUGGAUUCAAUUUACUAAGGGUACAGAUAUCACGGAGCAGUUCGAAACGCAUCACCUUAAAGGAAUCGCCGAAUCACUAUUACCGAAAUACUUUGUUAGAAAAACGACAGCACACAGAAACCAACCCUUCACAUUCCAUGAAGACGGAUUUUAUAAGACAUUAAAAGUUAAAAUUAUCGAAAAACUACAAGAAAUUCCGCCUGACCUCAGAAAAAAGAGUGACUAUGUAAGUGACUCUUUGCUGAUUGCGUUUUUGAUUGUAACUCCAUUGUGCAGCUGGGCUUGGACACAAAAUGCUAUAAUUGGAGCAGCUCUGACAAUCCUAGAUGCCUACAUACUAACUAGUUUGACGAUUUGCGCUCAUAAUUAUUUCCAUCGUGCAGACAAUUGGCGGAUGUAUUUAUUUAAUAUUUCAGGACUUUCCUAUGCGGAUUGGCGUAUCUCUCAUUCAAUGUCACAUCACAUUUACACAAAUACUGUUUACGACGUAGAGAUUAGUAUGGCGGAGCCCUUCCUUCAAUAUCUUCCUCGCCGAGACAAAUCUAUUUGGGCCCAAAUGGCAGCGUUUUACUGGCCCAUUAUACAUUCAUUUUCUAUCAUAGGAAUGGCAGUAAGCAUGUAUUUGUCAGCCUUGCAGAAUCCAAAGGAAUCGACAUUGGAAUGGUCGAAUCUUUUAGUGUUAUUUGGUCCUGUAUGGAUGUAUUUUCUUGGUGGGCUCUCUUUGGCUUGGACCUUAGCGCUUUGGUUUGUAAUGACGUUAUUAACAAGCUUACAAUUCGUUAUGUUUGGACUAACUGCUGGACAUCAUUCGCAUCUGAACUUCUUUGAGGGAGAUACACCAAGAUCAGAAUCAAUCGAUUGGGGCAUACACCAAUUAGACACGGUUGUUGAGAGAAUCGAUACUCCUCACGAUCAUUUCAAAUCGCUAACCAGAUUCGGGGAUCACGCGUUGCACCAUCUCUUCCCCACAUUGGAUCACGCGGAAUUGAAGUACCUAUAUCCAAUAUUAAUCCAGCACUGCGAGAAAUUUGAAAGUAAACUUCGGGUCACGAACUUUUAUAGUUCUUUGAUAAGUCACUGUAAACAAUUGAUAAGAAAGAAACCGAAUGAUUUUCGGGGUUCUUACCUUAGGCUUAGCCGUGAUAUUAGUUUACGUAAAUUAGGCUUCUAAUUAUUUCUUUGCAAUUAUAGUUUAAUCUUGUGUUGUUGUUAAGUACUUAAAUGGCGUUUUGGUGUAAUUUUGUCUUUAUAUAUUUCUUAUUCGGGAUGUAUUUGUUAUUUUAAGUUUUGGUCUUAGAGUGUAAUUACUUGUUCUUAUCUCGUAUACUUAUUUCCAAUACACAUAACACAGGUGACAUUAAGCGGAGUUAAAUAUAGCAGUGUUAUUAAACUUCAUUUUUAUAAUAAUAGCUGACACGUAGUUUCCCUCACGUUAAUGUAGAAAAAACACCAUUUGGAUUAGUACUUUUAGUUGUUGAUAUGA